Molecule: messenger RNA, 1345 nt
Organism: Paramecium sonneborni
Lineage: Eukaryota; Ciliophora; Oligohymenophorea; Peniculida; Parameciidae
Source: the annotation of a GenBank genome assembly
AUGAAUCAAUAUAAUGAUUUAAUCAUAAAAUGUCCAAACCCAGAGCAUCCCAACAAUGUGAAACUAGUAUGUUUUGAUGAAUCUUGUAAAGCAGAUAGAUUGUAUUGCAUGUAAUGCAGUAGAAAUGGAAUUCAUUUUUCUCAUCCUUAACAUUAAUAUUAAUUACCGAAUUUAUUUGAUCAUUUUGAAAAAAUAGAAAAAGAAUGUGAUGAUUUAAUCAACAGGUUGAGUAGAUAAAUUGAUUUAGUUUAAUAAUCUUUUUAUUAAUUAAUUGGUGGAAUCAAAACUAAGUAUGUAAUAUCAAAAGAAUAAGUACUUAACUUAAAUUCUAAAUAAAUAAAUUCCAUCCUAGCAGAAACAAUCUAAUUCAAAUCAUUUAGAUCUACAAUUGAAAUAUAAAUUCAAAAAUCAUCUAAUGAACUUUAAGAUUAAAUUUAAAAAUUAUAUUAAGAUCUUGGCUUAAAUUAUUUGAAUUAUUAUCAAGUAAAUGAUUCAGACAUUAAAAAAUCUGAAGAAUUUUAUUAAAAAGGUAUAAACAUUUAUAUUUUAGGAUAUAAAUUAUAUUGGUAUGAUCAUAAAUAUGAAGAAGCAAUAACAAUGCUUGAUUAAGCAUUAAGUGUUAAUUCAAAACAUUAAUUAGCAUUAUGGUGCAAAGGUAAAAUUAUGACAUUAUUUAUUAGCUGAAAGUUUAAAGAUGCUUGAUCAAUAUAACGAAGCUAUUGUUUGGGCAGAUAAAGCCUUACACAUUGAUCCAAAACAUUUCAAUUCAUUAUAUACUAAAGGUAUAAUUCUUAUUCAAUAAUUUAGCGGAAAGCUUAAGAAUGCUAGAAUAAUACAACGAAGCAAUUAUUUGGGUAGAUAAAGCCUUAUAGAUUGAUCCAAAACAUACAAAUUCAUUAUUUACAAAAUGUAAAAUUAAAUUUUAUUUAAAAGCUUCUAGUUUAAGAGGUCUUGGUUAAUACAAUGAAGCAAUUACUUGGGCAGAUAAGGUAUUGUAGAUAGAUUCAAAACAUUUCAAUUCUUUAUCAACAAAAAGUGCUAUUUUACAUAAUUUAUAGGUACCUCACUAAGAAUGUUAAAAAAUUAUGAUGAAGCUUUAGCAGUCAUAGAGUAAUCACUUCAAAUAAACCCCAAUCAUUUGGAUUCAUUAUGGUCGAAAGGUUCAUUUAAAAUCUUUUAAUAUAGGCAAAUGCUUACAAGACUAAAAUUAAUAUCAAGAAGCUUUAAUUUGUUAUGAUAAAGCUUUGAAGAUUAAAGAAAACCAUUAAUGGACAAAAGACAGAAGAAGUAUUAUAAUCACAAUAUUAAUCAAGAUGAAUGCCUAGAAGCCUUAAAAAAGAAGUGA